Molecule: messenger RNA, 2990 nt
Organism: Oncorhynchus kisutch (coho salmon)
Lineage: Eukaryota; Metazoa; Chordata; Actinopteri; Salmoniformes; Salmonidae
Product: ALK and LTK ligand 2
Exons: 6
Coding region: 1101-1565 (154 amino acids)
Biological process (GO): positive regulation of ERK1 and ERK2 cascade; positive regulation of ERK5 cascade
Molecular function (GO): receptor tyrosine kinase binding; receptor signaling protein tyrosine kinase activator activity
Source: RefSeq, a predicted model, not a curated record
UGAGAGAGCUUGUGUGUGUGUGUGUGUGUGUGUGUGUGUCCAGAACUACACAAACCACCCUGCUCCUGUAAAUCAUAUUAAUGUCUGUGAAUUCCUGUCCUCUGGCGGACAAGAUGUGAGUGAAACGGAAAUCGAUAGGGGAGGAUCCUCGCGGGAGCAGGCUUUAUACAAUCUGUUAACCCUCGCACUGCUCCUGUCCCAUGCGGGGACAUGGUUGAAGGACGGGAACACGUUUUUUCCCUACUAUAUUAGGGUACUACUUUAUUAUUCUCAGCACUAUCGAAAAAGAUCAGGAAAAGAGGAGUGAGAGGAACAUAAAGGUUUUCCAAAACGAGAGGUCUGGGUGAACGGCAUAGGGCGACCGGGGCCAGGGCUCCUUGCUGAUCCGGUGUAAAUAUGACGUCUCUGUUCGGUUCUGCUCGCGCUCUGAACGCUGUUCUGAUCAAAGACAACCCGGGAUAAUAGAAAAAUACUCCAGGGACCUCAACACACACAAGCACACACACUCACACACACACCACAGAGCGCGCGGCACAGCACAAACCAAUCCAGCAUGACAGCGCGAGCAGCAGCGGUGGAGCUCACCACAGACGGGCAACAUACCUCUUCAUCAGCAUGAGAUGAGGUCUAGAGACUUGUUAAUAAAGUUGUAUCGGUCAUUCAUUUAUCCAGCCAGACUUCUACGGCCGCUCGGUCGGCACCUUCAGCAGAGGAGCACCAGAUAUAAAACAGAAGAAGACGCACGGUGCUGGGAACUACUGCACUUGUGAAAAGAAGACGCACUGUCAGGGGAAAGUUGUGCGCAGCACCGGAGCUGGGGGAUACCUAUUUGGAAACGGACAGACGACGCACUGCGAGGACAACAAGCGGUGUUGUGUGUAUUGGAGUGUGUGUGUGUCUAGUUGGAGUGUGUAUUGUAGUGAGGGAGUGUGUGUGUGUGUGUGUGUAGUUGAAGCGAUUAAAAGGUGUUUAAUUCUGGAACACGCAGCAGCGGGAUCGGCUUCUGUUUCACCUGGAACCUGCGAGUCAACAACACAACUCAGGGUAGUGCGAGGUGACUCUGCGAGGGGGAAGGCGUGCUCCCCUGGGGGGUAGGAGCGAUGAGCGCCCUGCGUAUCCCGGUCCUACUGGCGCUGCUGGUCCUACUGCUGACUGCUGGCUUCUGCAAACAGAGCUUCCUGGACGUGAGCAAAGGGGCACGGACGGACGGACACAACCUCCUGGAGCUCAUCAUGGACAAGGUGCGUCUGACUCGGCAACAGGACGAGGUACACGUCCGUUACCCCGCCAAAAAACAGGAGUUCACCUUGGAGACCAAGGAGGGGAAUGAAGUGAACAAGUCUCACCAUGGAGAACACAUCAUAGAGGUGUUCCCCAGAGACCUGAGACAAAAAGAAAAGUUCCUCAAACACCUAACAGGUCCUCUAUUCUUUAACCCAAGGUGCAGGAAACACUUCUAUAGACUAUACCACAACACCAGAGACUGUACCAUCCCUGCCUACUAUAAGAGGUGUGCCCGUCUUCUCACCAGACUGGCAGGCAGUCAGAGGUGUACAGAGAGGUAGAAUACCCUGAGCCCAUGAAAGAGAGAAGUGCCUUGAAAAGCAACGGGGAAUUGAGAUUGUUGGUUACGUUCGCACCACAGACUGCCACUGUUUGCAGAGAGCUCACACAAUACUCUACUCUACAUUCUAAAUGGUGCAUAUGAAGAGACUUGUUGGACUGAAGAAAAUACAUCCUCAUAGUUCUACUGCCAAAAACCAUGACGACACAACACGUGGAUACUAGUUUGGAUACUAGUUUACGACACUUGGAUUAUAUUUUUCGUACAACAGGCCACUCUCUGGGACUGCUUCAGUGGUCAUCGACAUGCCUUCACGUUUUAAUUAGAGUUUUUAAUCAUUUUGCUUCUGGAUUACGGUUGGAGAUUGGACGGUGGUCUCUGAGCUGCGGUGGUUGUGUGUUGUGGGCAGUGGCUUCAGACUGAAAUAUAGACAGUAGUCUUGAUCUUCUCUUCAGCUACAUUCCACAAAAGUGAACUAAUCUAAUCCCUAAUGAAAUGACUGAUUGAUCGCCUGGUGAUAAUCUAAACCCUGAUGGAAUGGUAGCUGGUAGCCUGGUGGUCUGCAACAGGACUCUCAUGCUACCUCAGCAGGUAUACUCUGCCCUACUGCAGAAAGUCAACUCUGACAUUUUGGACAUUACGGACACUGCAUGAAGACUAGUGUUGCAAAAUUCUGCUAAUUUUCCUCAAGUUCCCUUCGUUUUCCAGAAAUCCUGUUUGGAAGAUUGUUGGAAUCAAGCAGGAAAUCUGCGAUUCAUCCAAUCAGUUACAGGAAUUUUUCAGCCCCAAUGAGGACCAAUCUGAAUUCACUGUCUAUUCUCUACUACUGGCUAAACCUACACAGUGUACUUCUGGCUAAACCUACACAGUGUACUACUGGCUAAACCUACACAGUGUACUUCUGGCUAAACCUACACAGUGUACUUCUGGCUAAACCUAUACAGUGUACUUCUGGCUAAACCUACACAGUGUACUUCUGGCUAAACCUACACAGUGUAGUACUGGCUAAACCUACACAGUGUACUUCUGGCUAAACCUACACAGUGUACUUCUGGCUAAACCUACACAGUGUACUACUGGCUAAACCUACACAGUGUACUUCUGGCUAAACCUACACAGUGUACUACUGGCUAAACCUACACAGUGUACUACUGGCUAAACCUACACAGUGUACUUCUGGCUAAACCUACACAGUGUACUACUGGCUAAACCUACACAGUGUACUACUGGCUAAACCUACACAGUGUACUACUGGCUAAACCUACACAGUGUACUUCUGGCUCAACCUACACAGUGUACUACAGGCUAAACCUACUGCAUGAGGCUCUGGUGCAAAGUAGAUCACUUGCUAGAGAAUAGGGUGUAGUUUGGGACUCGUCUCAGUUUGCAUCUUAGUCUCUGAAAUAAACCUAAAGAAGCGACCGAU